CUUGAUUCUCACGAUUUCAGUAAACCCAAUAAGCGCAACGUUGAAACAAAAUGACCCACAAAUUAGAUCUGUUGCUGUAUUUCUUGCAUGAUAGUUUGAAACUUUCCAUACGUUUCCUGUCUAUUCUGCUAACAGUAGUCAGUAGUGAUUAUUCAUGUGGGCUCCUCUUUAGGUACACGAUAUUUGUUCUUUUGUGGCUUGAAGCCUUUUUUGUUUCUAUAUAUAAUUCUUGAAUUUGGAAAGUCUGAGGCCACGGGGUUCAGAUUUACAUGGCUUCAAUUGUGAAAUGUUUCUGGGCAUCACCCCAUUUUGGUUUGAAUAUUAACGAGAAAUGUCGUUCUAGAUCUGGAAUUCAGUGUUUAGCUAGUGGGGAAUCGGCUGAUGCUGCAUUAUCUGUUGAAUCUGUUAAAGUGAAUGGGAUUGUUAAUGGAGUAUCAUCUUCUGUUGUGAAGGAAAAGAAGGAGAGUGAUAGGCUUAUGAUUGAGGUGGGGCAUGGUCACGGGGGUUCAAAUGUGGAGGAAAAGAAGAGGGAAAAAGUUUCUGAGGAGGAAAAGUUGGAGCCUUUGUGGGAUGAUGGAUAUGGAACUCAAAGUGUGAAGGAUUAUCUUGAUUUAGCCAAAGAGAUUAUUAAACCUGAUGGGGGGCCACCGAGGUGGUUCACCCCAAUCUCUUGUGGGCCGCCUUUAAAGGAUUCACCAAUUCUUCUGUUCUUACCAGGAAUGGAUGGUCUUGGACUUGGCCUCAUUCUUCAUCACAAGUCUCUUGGCAAGGUUUUUGAAGUUCGGUGCAUGCAUAUUCCUCUGCAGGAUCGAACACCAUUUGAAGCUUUGGUACAAUGGGUUGAAGAGACUCUGAGGUCUGAGCAUUCUUCAGCCCCAAAGAGACCCAUUUAUCUGGUGGGAGAGUCACUUGGUGGAUGCUUAGCACUUGCACUUGCAGCUCGUAAUCCUAAUAUUGACCUUGUAGUGGUAUUAGCUAAUCCAGCUACUUCAUUUGGCAGGUCACAACUGCAACCUUUGCUCCCUCUGUUCGAGGCCUUGCCUGAUGAACUUCAUGCCACCGUUCCAUAUCUUCUAAGCUUUGUUAUGGGUGAUCCAGUGAAGAUGGCAGCAGUUAAUAUUGACUCAAUGCUGCCUCCGACGCGAUAUUUUGAACAAUUAUCUGGGAACCUUACUGGUUUGCUACCGCGUCUUUCUGGCUUGUCUGAUAUCAUACCUAAAGAUACUCUUAUUUGGAAACUGAAGCUGCUCAAGUCUGCUGCGGCAUAUGCUAAUUCUCGUCUUCAUGCCAUCAAAGCUGAAGUACUUAUUCUUGCUAGUGGCAAUGAUAAUAUGCUGCCCAGUGAAGACGAAGCCUGGAGACUUUCGCGUUCAAUGCGGAAUUGCAAAAUACGAUACUUCAAGGACAAUGGGCAUACCAUACUAUUGGAAGAUGGAGUUAAUCUAUUAACCAUUAUCAAAUGUACUUGCACUUACCGUCGUUGUUCAAGGAAUCAUGAUUUUGUUGCAGAUUUUUUGCCUCCCAGCAAGUCAGAAUUUAAGCAUGCACUUUUGAGCAAUGGACUGUAUUUGCAUAUAAUGCAAUGCAGAUGGUUUCGCAAUUAUACUGGUCCUGUGAUGUGGUCUACUACGGAAGAUGGGAAGAUAGUGAGAGGUCUGUCAGGUGUUCCAAAUGAAGGUCCCGUCGUAUUAGUUGGUUAUCACAUGCUUAUGGGUUUGGAACUUGUUCCAUUAGUUGAACAAUUUCUUCUGGAGAAGAAGAUCUUGGUUCGUGGUAUAGCACACCCAACAUUGUUUUCACAGCUUGUUGAGAGUGAGAACAGGGAGUUUUCCAUCUUUGACACUGUGAGGUUAUAUGGUGGAUUACCUGUAAGUGCAAGCAAUCUUUUCAAAUUGCUCGCAACAAAAUCACACGUGCUACUUUAUCCUGGUGGUGCUCGUGAGGCUCUACAUCGCAAGGGCGAAGAGUAUAAAUUAUUUUGGCCUGACCAGCCGGAAUUUGUCAGGAUGGCAGCAAGAUUUGGGGCCACAAUUGUACCAUUUGGAGUUGUUGGAGAAGAUGACAUCGCAGAGUUGGUUCUGGACUAUGAUGACCUGAUGAGAAUUCCAAUUAUAGGUGACAGAAUUAGAAGAGAUAAUGAGCAGUAUAAAGAUCUAAACGUAAGGACUGGAAUGAGUGGGGAGGUUGCGAACCAAACUUUAUAUCUCCCAGGACUUCUGCCGAAAAUCCCUGGCCGAGUUUACUAUCUGUUCGGGAAGCCUGUUCCAACGAAGGGAAGACGAAAUAUGUUGAAGGACAGAAGUAAUGCAAAAGAACUUUAUUUGCAUAUAAAAUCAGAAGUUGAAAAUAGUAUUGCUUAUUUGAUGAAAAAGAGAAAGGAAGAUCCUUACAGAGGUAUAGUCGAUAGAACAGUGUAUCGGGUUCUCCAUGCUCCUAUGGAUCAGGUCCCAUCUUUCGAACCAUGAAUGAUGGGUUUUGAAGGGCUAUGUCCGAAUAUUGUUGCAAACGAGGAAAGGAGUCGAACAUUAGGAUGAAUACCCAAGAAGGUAGAUUAAAAGCAUUCCUAAGAUGUCUGAAAGUGGGGACAGAAUGAAGCUGUUGUAGAAUCAUAUUACUGUGUUGUAGCUUUUGUAGCAUUACAUGAAUAAAAGAGAUUUUAGUCCAUAGUAAUACCUUCAACAUUUGAAAUUUAUUUGAUUCUCGUGUAAAGUAUUUGUACUUGUGAAAAUGUUUCUCAAAAUCAAAAACUUUCUGCUGAUGUCCCUUUA
Messenger RNA from Olea europaea var. sylvestris, 2768 nucleotides. Its product is annotated as acyltransferase-like protein At1g54570, chloroplastic. NCBI's taxonomy places the organism in Eukaryota, Viridiplantae, Streptophyta, Magnoliopsida, Lamiales, Oleaceae. The transcript is spliced from 14 exons. Bases 270 to 2465 code for a protein of 731 amino acids. The record is from RefSeq and is a predicted model, not a curated record. Gene Ontology annotation, cellular component: membrane.